Molecule: messenger RNA, 1704 nt
Organism: Macrosiphum euphorbiae (potato aphid)
Lineage: Eukaryota; Metazoa; Arthropoda; Insecta; Hemiptera; Aphididae
Source: the annotation of a GenBank genome assembly
AUGGAAGAAGAUUGGGAAAAUAAACCUAGAGUAAAUACAAUACGUGAACGUUUAGACCAAAAUGAAACUGGUCAUACCGUUAAAGAUACAUAUACUCGUUGGGAUGCUGAUGAUCACUGCGAUUGGGAUUUAACGAAGAGCGACACUGAUUAUCAAACUGAUACAACUGAUCUUGAAUCUGGUGAAUCUUGGGGAAAUCAAAAUUCAAGUGAGCAAGUAACCUAUAGUACAGAUACUGGAAAUUUUUCAGAAUACAAUGGUCGCUUCGAUCAAAGUAGCCAUAAUUAUGAAAAAUAUCAAAGUAACGGAUAUCAUAAAAGUGGUAGUGGUUACCAGCAAGGUACACGUUUUGCCAAAAAUCCAAAUAAAAAUGGCUAUAAUGAUAAAGGCAAUGGUAAAUAUGAAAAGCCCGUCGUGCAAAAAUCAACUUAUAUUCCUCCCGAUUUUGAGGAAAAUGAUAACUUAACGAUUGAAGCAGGAUUAAACUUUGAAAAAUAUGAUAAAUUGAAUAUUCCAACUCCAAUACAAAAAUAUGCUAUACCAAUCAUUAUGCAUGGAAAAGAUAUGAUAGCUAGUGCUCAAACUGGUUCCGGAAAAACUGCAGCUUUUGUUUUACCAAUUUUAAACAGUUUAAUCAGUGAACCAUCUGAAAUAGUUGUUGAUUACGAUCAUUGCGAGCCACAAGGUUUAAUUCUGUCUCCGACCAGAGAACUUGCUAUACAAAUAUGUGAAGUUGCAACUAAAUUGAGCAGAGGUACUUCAAUUCGAUGUGAACUCCUUUAUGGCGGAACAGCAACUUAUCACCAAAAAGAAAAAAUUCUGAGAGGUGUUCAUAUAAUUGUGGCUACUCCGGGACGUUUAAUUGAUUUUGUGAAUCGAGGUUUAAUUACUUUUUCAUCUUUGCGAUUUUUUGUACUGGAUGAGGCUGAUCGUAUGUUGGAUAUGGGUUUCUCACUUGAUAUUGAACGCAUAUUGAGUGAUAAUACUAUGGUUUCGUCGGCAGAAAGAUCAACAGUCAUGUUUUCAGCAACUUUGCCCGAAAAUGUUCAACAAAUAGCAAAAUCAUAUUUAAAGCCAGAUUAUAUAUCAGUAGCUGUUGGAGAAGUUGGAGGGGCCUGUAAAGAUGUUACCCAAACAUUUGUAGAAGUUAAUAAGUUUAGUAAAAAAAAUGAGUUGGUUGCUUUGCUAAAUGAAACAAAUGAUUGUCAAGGUACAAUUGUAUUUGUUGAACAAAAAAGACAAGCUGAUUUCAUAGCAGCAUUUCUAAGUGAACUCAACUAUCCCACAACAAGCAUACACGGAGAUCGUGAACAGCCAGAACGAGAAAAAGCCUUAAGAGAUUUUAAGACCAAAAAAAUGAAAGUUUUGGUUGCCACUGCUGUAGCUGCUAGAGGACUAGAUAUAAUGGGUGUUAAAACAGUAGUGAAUUUUGAUUUACCAAAAACCAUUGAAGAAUAUGUGCACAGAAUCGGACGUACUGGUAGAUUAGGAAAUUCAGGCCGUGCGGUUUCAUUUUAUGACCCUGAUAACGAUUCUGCCAUGGCACCAUACUUGGUUAAUACUCUUAAACUGGCCGAUCAAAUUAUUCCAGAAUUUUUAUCGCAGUAUAGCGGUGAAGUUUGUGAACCUUUGAGUCAGUUUAAUGACAUAAGACCGAAUGUUACAAUAACGUCUGCGUAUAUCGAAGAAGAGGAAGAUUGGUAA